AUGGCUUCGAAGUCUUCGGAUGGCUGGCUCUGGGUGAGCCUAGCAAUUCUUGGCUAUUUUGGCUCUCUCGCCGUUCACAGGCAACUUGUAGUGAUACGCCAGGCUUCUGAAGUCACUCGCCACGACAAGCGUCCUAACAUCAGCCAGCAGACUGAGGAUGCACUGAAGCUUAAAGCCCUUGGUGAAUUAACCCAGAGCCCGGAUCAGGAUAUCAGAGCUGCAUCCGUGAAGAUCAUUACAGACAGGGUUCUACGGGAAGGACCUGCAUGGGACAUGAUUAUAGGUGACAUUGGUGCCACGGACAUCGAGCGACGUGACAAAGCGCUGGCUUGUCUUCGCUUCCUCAGCGAUACCUUCCCUGGUAAUAAACAGGCAGACAUCGUGAUGAUCUGUCGACACAGCACCUACAAAGCCAUCGUUGAUUGUCUUUGCAACUUGUUACCAGAAGCCCAAAGCGCAGAGAGGAAAUCUGCUUUUCGAACUCAGCCCGAGCGAAAUGCACUCUAUGUUCUCCAUCAAAUCCUCGGCUUCGACAAUGCGAAAGCGGUAGAAGCUGGUGUGAUCAGCAGGUGGCUGGCGCAGUAUCCCUUCGGCGGUGGAGACGCUUCAAAAUACAAGAAGAAGAAGACUAUAAUGGAAAUACUCGACAACAGGUCCUAUUAUGAGGAUGGCGAUUUUGGACGUACCAUGCGUGAAAUGUUGUUUUGCAUGUCAAGGACCCCUUUGCUACGAGAUGAGAUGGUAGAGCAUGGUCUUCUAGAUUUCCCAAAGGGUAACCAUAUUACUGAUUACUGGAACAUUCCAGAAGGCUCUGAAAGGACAUAUCCACACACAAACAGGACGCGCAGGGGCAAUCCCACUGGAACAAGUAACCGACCAAGAGAAGAAAGUUUUGAGGAGCAAGCUUUGCGGAGACGAAGGAGAGAAGCCAUGGUGCUUGGCGAGGUUGGACGACCCAUUGAAAGGGCUGAUAUUAUAGAGCGAGAUUCGGCGGCUCUAGAUGGAUUUAGAUCACAAGUCAUAACGACCAUAGACGAUGAAUCGGAAGAGGAGCCCGAGCAGCCAGUUGUUGCGGUUGCGGACGAAGAUGCAGAAGAGGAAUUGGAGCUGUUAGCGGAGGAGACCAUUCAGGCAGAGUCCACAAGGGACGGGGGCUGGUGGGGCUGGCUGAAAAGGCUACGCCCUGACGGUCUGGCGCCAGAGCCUAUGUGA
Letharia columbiana is the source of this 1212-nucleotide messenger RNA. RefSeq lists its product as uncharacterized. The record is from RefSeq and is a predicted model, not a curated record. The transcript is spliced from 6 exons. The coding region runs from base 1 to 1212 and encodes 403 amino acids. Lineage: Eukaryota; Fungi; Ascomycota; Lecanoromycetes; Lecanorales; Parmeliaceae.